AUGAGCUCUGAAGCUGUUCCAACACAAAUUAAUGAACCUGCACCUACAAACGUACCGACAUCGCAAUCUGAGGAGACUGCAGCUGGGGCCACUCCAAAUGCCACGGGCCCUACACCUACCCAUCUUGCUUCCACAUCUCCAGCAGUAGAGGCAGCAGGAUCCUCUUCUGCUCUAGAUUCUUCAUCCUUCAAAGUCUACAAUCCACCCCGGACGGCAGCUGCUUCACCUCGCGAUCUCCCAGACUCCUACUUCGAACCCUCCGCUGCAGACAUCAGAUCCGCCCAAGCAGCCCUUCAUGCGCGAACUCAAGCUCUCACCGACGCACCGUUCCAGACCAGAGCUGCAAGGGAACAGGCGGAGAAGAAGAAGACAGAGAGGUGGCCUACGACAACUAUACGAAUCAAAUUCACGGACCGCACACAGCUAGAGAAGACAUUCCCUUCGACAGACAAGAUACGUUCCGUGUACGCGUUCGUCCGUGGGUCUUUGCGAGAAGACGUGAAGCCUGUCAAAUUCGUACUAUAUCAGCCACCAAAACGCGAGCUCAAGGUCUCAGAUCCCAACGUCCGCGACCUAACUCUCGCUGAGCUCCAGCUUGCGCCGUCCUCCAUCCUCCUCGUCAAGUUCCUAGAUGAGGAUCUUAACCCAUCCGCCUUCGUCCUCCUCCCGGACAAGACCAUGCUGACCAAUCUAACCGACCACACGACCAUCACAGAUCCGGAUUACCCAGCCCCACUCGCACCAUCAAUACUCUCCCUCGCGACAGAUCUACCAACACCGCCUGAUUACGACCGUACACCACCGCCAUCUACUCCUUCGAGCUCGUCUGCGGCGGGUGGAUCGAAGAGUUCGGGUGGCGGCGGCGGUGGAGGAUUGGGCGGGGAGAAGAAGAUGCCGAAGUGGUUCAAGGGAGUGGGGACUCAGACCGUCAUUCGUGAAGGUCGACGUCAUAUACGGGCGUGGUACAGUUACAGCGUCGGGACGUCUGCCAGGGGGAGGACGGGGAAGGGCGAGGGGAGAGCGAGAUACCAGGGCUGGACGGUCGUGUUUAGUUUGUAG
Messenger RNA from Stereum hirsutum FP-91666 SS1, 1059 nucleotides. RefSeq lists its product as uncharacterized. Lineage: Eukaryota; Fungi; Basidiomycota; Agaricomycetes; Russulales; Stereaceae. Bases 1 to 1059 code for a protein of 352 amino acids. Gene Ontology annotation, molecular function: protein binding. The transcript is spliced from 6 exons. The record is from RefSeq and is a predicted model, not a curated record.